UUAGAUUUGAAUGUAGGAGAUGAUAUUGUUGUAAAAGACAAGCCAUGAACUCCAAACAUGGACCAUAAAAUGGACAUGAAGAAUAAAAAAAAAAUGGAAAAGCUAAAGUAUUAAUUAGUAGAAGCAAAUAAUUGUAAUUGUGGAAAGUGUGCUUAUAAAUAUGCAUUCAUUGUUUGUGCAUAAGCUCAUAACUUGAAAGAAGAAAAGAAAAGAAAAAGAAGAAGAAGAAAAUGGAGGACGGUGAAUGCAUUGCAACAGAAGCACCCAAGGCACCGGUGACUAAGGAAAGAAAGAUCGGAACGGACUUGGAAAAAUAUAUAGCAAAGCCAUAUGUGGCAAGAGCACUGCAAGCUGCAGAUGUGGGAAAUCCAGAUGGGACAAAAGGAUAUCCGGAUAAUGGAAUGACUGUUCUUCAACAACAUGUUGCCUUUUUCGAUCAAAACAACGAUGGAGUUGUUUAUCCUUGGGAGACUUUCAAAGGUAUUCGAGAUCUUGGGUUCGAUCCAUUUUCCUCUUUUGUCAUAACUUUUGUAAUUAAUGCAGCAUUUAGUUAUCGCACUCUCCCGGGGUGGGUGCCAAAUCCGUUACUUCCGAUAUACAUAGAGAGAAUACACAGAGAUAAGCAUGGGAGUGAUUCAGCAACAUAUGAUACUGAAGGAAGGUUUGCAUAUCAGAUUCUUAUAUAUUUCAACCACUGCAAACAUAUCUAUUAAGAUUCUUAUAGGGAAAAUGUUGAAUGCAGGUUCAUGCCAGUGAACCUGGAGAACAUGUUCACCAAGUAUGCACUCACAAAGCCCGACAAUUUAUCACUCAAGGAGUUGUGGCAGAUGACUGAGGGAAAUCGGGCCGCUUUCGACUAUCUUGGAUGGUCUCUUCAAACCACCAUCCUUU
This is a messenger RNA of Gossypium arboreum, 891 nucleotides long. Its product is annotated as probable peroxygenase 3. The transcript has 4 exons. The record is from RefSeq and is a predicted model, not a curated record. The coding region runs from base 231 to 713 and encodes 160 amino acids. Gene Ontology annotation, molecular function: monooxygenase activity; calcium ion binding. Lineage: Eukaryota; Viridiplantae; Streptophyta; Magnoliopsida; Malvales; Malvaceae.